CUAAGAGUCGAGGCUCAUCUGCAGCAAGAUCAGCGGCAUUUUUCAAAAUUUGUUGCAAGUUAUUGAGGAUUUUACGUUACACUCGAGUAACAGGUGGGCGUUAGAUGCUUUUGAGGAGGAAAUGUGACUCUUUUUGAGCGGGAGCAGACAGGCAGGUAUCCAGCGGCUAGUCGUGUGGUUGAGAGGGGCUUGUUUGAGCACCACGGACAGCUCCUGGCACGCUGCACAGCUGCACGCUGUGCAAACUUCAGGGAACGACCACUCGCCUCCUUCAUUGAUUCAUCCAGCCAAAGCUCCGCUGUAGUUCACAGCCGCACUGGAGCUUUUAGGCUUAAAAAAGUGAAACGCUGCUGCUGAGGAUAUGAGCUGGCUUCAUUCAUCCCACGGGAGCGCUGCAAACUGAUCCCCGCACAGGCUGAAAUCUACCAAAACCCUGAAGAAGAGAAGGGGGAGGAGGAGGAUGGCACUGGUGCUGUAAAUGGCCUCUGUCAGAAUAAAAACACUGGUGCUUUGAGAGCUGGUGCUGCUGCACCUCACUGUACUUUUCUUCAGAACCGCCGUCAUCAAAAGCAGAGCAGACGCUGACCAGAAAACAAAGGCGGGGACGCUGACCUCGCUCUGCCCGGGGAUAUGUCAUUGGGGAGGUCCCCUGUGUUGAGGGUGCGCCCUGUGCCCCGACCCCUCUGGCUGUCCCACCUCAGCCUGCUGUGCAUAUGUGUGUCUCUCUUUGCCCAGGCUCCCCAGGGUCUGCCUGUGGUGGGUUAUAACACUGACUCCAAGAGGGAGAUCACACUGGAUGGAGAUUUGAUGAUUGGCGGCCUGUUCCCUGUGCACCAGAAGGGCGAGGGGGCAGAGGACUGUGGGAAGAUCAAUGCUCAGAGAGGGAUCCAGAGACUGGAGGCCAUGCUGCUGGCGCUGGAUGAAAUCAACAGGGAUGAGCACAUCCUGCCUGGGAUCAGACUUGGGGCUCAUAUAUUGGACACUUGCUCUAAGGACACCUACGCUCUGGAGCAGUCUCUGGAGUUUGUCAGGGCCUCGCUAACCAAAGUGGAUGACAGCGAGUACACGUGCCCUGAUGGCUCCUACGCCAUUCAUGAUGACGUCCCUCUGGCCAUUUCUGGGGUCAUCGGUGGCUCCUACAGUGAUGUCUCCAUUCAGGUGGCCAACCUGCUGCGACUCUUCCAGAUCCCUCAGAUCAGCUAUGCUUCCACUAGUGCCAAGCUCAGCGACAAGACCCGCUAUGACUACUUUGCACGCACUGUGCCCCCUGACUUCUAUCAAGCAAAGGCCAUGGCAGAGAUCCUGCGCUACUUCAACUGGACAUAUGUAUCGACAGUGGCAUCAGAAGGAGACUACGGGGAAACUGGUAUCGAUGCCUUCCAGCAGGAGGCUCGUGCCCGUCAGAUUUGCAUUGCCACUUCAGCCAAGGUCAGCCGCUCAAUGAGCCGCUGGAGCUACGAGAAUGUGAUUCGCUCCCUGCAGCAGAAGUCCAAUGCCAAGGUGGUCAUCCUGUUCACGCGCAGUGAAGAUGCCCGUGAGCUGCUGGUGGCAGCUAACCGCAUGAAUGUGACCUUCACAUGGGUGGCCAGUGAUGGGUGGGGGGCACAGGAGAGUGUAGUGAGAGGCAGUGAAGCUGUGGCGGAUGGGGCGUUCACUAUUGAACUGGCCUCCUAUCCGAUCCCCCAGUUUAAUGACUACUUUACUUCUCUGCACCCGUACAACAACACCAGGAAUCCCUGGUUCAGGGAGUUUUGGGAGAACCAGUUCCAGUGCAGCCUCCACGAUCUGGGCUGUGGAAAGCACUCACUCCGUGAGGUACCGUUUCAGCCAGAAUCCAAGAUCAUGUUUGUAGUAAAUGCUGUCUAUGCAAUGGCUAAUGCUUUACAUAACAUGAGGCAGGCCUUAUGCCCCAACUCCACCAAGGUGUGUGAGGCUCUUAAACCUGGCAACGGCAGGAAGUUUUACAGGGACUACAUACUCAAGAUCAAAUCUGAUGCGCCUUUUCGUCCACCAGACACAGAGAAUGUUCUCCGUUUUGAUGCCUUCGGGGACAGCCUUGGCCGUUACAACAUCUUCCACUACCACAAAGAAGAUGGACGCUAUGUCUACCGUAAGGUUGGCUACUGGGCUCAGAGUCUCACACUGAACACCAGCCUGAUCCCCUGGGCCGGUCAGAUGGCACCAACCUCACAGUGUAGUGACCCCUGCAGAAAGAACGAGGUGAAGAGUAUGCAGCCUGGAGACGUGUGCUGCUGGAUCUGUAUCCCCUGUCAGCCCUACCAGUACCUGCAGGAUGAAUUUACCUGUGCUGACUGUAGCUUUGGACUGUGGCCCCUCGCUAAUCUGACAGGUUGUUAUGAUCUGCCUGAGGAGUACAUCCGAUGGGAAGACGCCUGGGCCAUUGGACCCGUCACUAUUUCCUGUCUUGGGAUCAUGUGUACGCUCUUCGUCGUUGGUCUCUUUGUUAAACACAACGAAACGCCUGUGGUGAAGGCCAGUGGACGUGAACUCUCCUACAUUCUUCUCCUUGGAGUGUUGAUGUGUUAUAGCAUGACCUUCAUCUACAUAGCAAAGCCAUCAACCGCAGUUUGUACGCUGCGUCGACUGGGCUUAGGCACUUCUUUUGCUGUGUGUUAUUCCGCCCUCCUAACCAAGACCAAUCGCAUUGCUCGGAUCUUCAGCGGUGUAAAAGAUGGAGCCCAACGGCCUCGAUUCAUCAGCCCGGCCUCCCAGGUUGCCAUCUGUGGCGCUCUGAUCUCCUGCCAGCUGGUUGUGGUGGUGGUCUGGCUACUGGUAGAGGCCCCUGGAGUGAGAAAGGAAGUGAGCCCAGAGAAAAGAGACAUAGUCACCCUCAAGUGUAACAGCAAGGACUCCAGCAUGCUCAUGUCCCUCACCUACAACUGCAUCCUCAUUAUCCUCUGCACGGUUUACGCCUUCAAGACCCGAAAAUGCCCUGAGAACUUCAAUGAAGCAAAGUUCAUUGGGUUCACCAUGUACACCACCUGCAUCAUCUGGCUGGCUUUCCAACCUAUUUUCUACGUUACUGCCAGUGACUACAGGGUGCAAACCACCACCAUGUGCAUCUCCGUUAGUCUGAGUGGGUCGGUGGUGUUGGGCUGCCUUUUUGCUCCAAAGGUCCACAUCAUCCUGUUCCAGCCUCAGAAGAAUGUCUGCACCCUCAGAGUGGCUACCACUCGCUUCAGCGUCACCACCGGCCCAGGUUCCAGUUUCUCUCAAGCAUCAGCCUCCAAUGUUGUUCCAACAGUGUGUAAUGGGCGAGAGGUGGUGGACUCUACAACAUCGUCCUUGUGAAGAUUAGAUGAGUUCCUUUGCCAAGCAUUGUAAACAGAGUUAUAUAAUCACUAGUCAUGAACCAGGUGUCUCAGAUAUUAAAGAGGUCACACAGACGAUCGUCCUGACUUUCUUGUCCUCAAAGUGCUGUGAUUACAAUGUCCCAAUUAUUUUAUUUUGUUCUUUGGCUCGUAGCGAUUUUAAAUGAGAUGCCGAUCAAUUCUUAUAUAGCCCUUGUUUUUAUUGAAGAUUCUACUUGCAACAAUGGAGUAAAAUAUAGUAAAUCUGUUAAAUGUAAUAUAUACAAGACGUUUUUAAUGUAGAUUUUGGUGAACCAGUUUGUGCUCUAUUGUAAUUUAUGUAAAUAAAAUGUGUUUUCUAUUAAUACUAAGAUGACUUGUAGUCUGACAAUUUCUUUGCAGACAAUAAAAGAUGAAUAUUGUAGA
Messenger RNA from Notolabrus celidotus (New Zealand spotty), 3737 nucleotides. It is a transcript of the gene grm2a, whose product is annotated as glutamate receptor, metabotropic 2a. The coding region runs from base 631 to 3312 and encodes 893 amino acids. Gene Ontology annotation, cellular component: membrane. Gene Ontology annotation, biological process: regulation of synaptic transmission, glutamatergic; G protein-coupled glutamate receptor signaling pathway. Gene Ontology annotation, molecular function: group II metabotropic glutamate receptor activity. The record is from RefSeq and is a predicted model, not a curated record. Lineage: Eukaryota; Metazoa; Chordata; Actinopteri; Labriformes; Labridae. The transcript is spliced from 7 exons.